Rana temporaria (common frog) is the source of this 919-nucleotide messenger RNA. It is a transcript of the gene FKBP3, whose product is annotated as FKBP prolyl isomerase 3. The transcript has 7 exons. Gene Ontology annotation, molecular function: peptidyl-prolyl cis-trans isomerase activity. The record is from RefSeq and is a predicted model, not a curated record. Lineage: Eukaryota; Metazoa; Chordata; Amphibia; Anura; Ranidae. Bases 46 to 720 code for a protein of 224 amino acids.
AAAAGUUUCUCUUGGGGGGCGGAGUCAUAAGAAAAAGCACAUGUCAUGGCUGCUGCAAACGGGGAGCCGAGCCGAGAGUGGAGCGAGGAGCAACUUCAUAAUGACGAUCUACCGAAGAAGGACGUGAUCGUCUUCCUGCAGCAGCACUCAUCGGAGUCGUUCCUGGCAGAAUACAAGUUGCUUGGAAAUGUCAAAAAUGUAGCAAAAACAGCCAAGAAGGAUCAUCUCAUCACAGCCUAUAACAAAUUGUUUGAAACAAAGCGUUUCAAGGGAACAGAGGGAGUUGAAGGUAUGGGAAGACUAGUGAAAGAUAUGAAAGUCGAAGAUAAGCCUGAAGCCAAGAUAGAAGAGGUGGUCGAUGAGGGUCCCCCCAAGUACACGAAGUCCACUCUGAAGAAGGGAGACAAGACCAACUUCCCAAAGAAAGGAGACACUGUGCAUUGUUGGUACACUGGGAGCUUGGCAGAUGGAACCGUGUUUGACAGCAAUAUACCAGCAAGUGCAAAGAAGAAGAGGGGUAUGAAGCCAUUUAUCUUUAAAGUCGGUCUUGGCAGAGUCAUUAGAGGUUGGGAUGAAGCUCUUCUCACCAUGAGCAAAGGUGAAACGGCUAAACUAGAAAUCGAGUCUGAAUGGGCCUAUGGCAGGAGGGGUCAACCUGACUCAAAAAUCCCACCCAACGCCAAGCUGUUUUUUGAAGUGGAACUGGUUGACAUCAAUUGAAAUAUAAGAGCUGUGAUCUCCAACUACCAGAAUGUGGCGGAUUAAUGCUUUGUUUACACCUCUGCUGCCAACUACCAUGUAAAUAAACUGGACACGUUGAUCUUUUGGUUGUUUCUUUUAUUAAUCAUUUCAAGUCUCUGGAAGAUUUGCACGGUCGUGCGACGCUGUACACAAAUAAAAUUUGUCCUUUUCCCACAAA